Loa loa (African eye worm) is the source of this 321-nucleotide messenger RNA. RefSeq lists its product as hypothetical. The record is from RefSeq and is a predicted model, not a curated record. Gene Ontology annotation, biological process: peptide cross-linking. Bases 1 to 321 code for a protein of 106 amino acids. Gene Ontology annotation, molecular function: protein-glutamine gamma-glutamyltransferase activity. NCBI's taxonomy places the organism in Eukaryota, Metazoa, Nematoda, Chromadorea, Rhabditida, Onchocercidae. The transcript is spliced from 2 exons.
AUGGAUGCUGAUAUUGAUGUGACAAUGAAUUACAAACAAUCAUUGAAUGAUACAAAUUGUCAACAAAUUCAAUACUUAUCAUUGUUACAUGAUGAUAGAAUUGGCAGUAUUGAAUUAAAUUUAAGCAAUUUUCAAAAUAUCAGUAUUGAUAAACCAAUUAACGGAUAUUUGAUAAUCAUCAACAAUUCAUUCUAUGAGCAAACAAUUAAUGCACAAAUCCAAGUUGAUUUAACAAGUUAUACAGGAUUGGUUAUCACACAUGUUUAUCUUUUCGAGAAAAUGCUUAACAUACAAUCAAAACAAAGUAUGCUAAUGAAAUGA